UCGGCAGUCAAGCGCAAAUCCCAUUGAAUUUAUUUUUAUAGUUGUUGUAAAGUUGAUUAUGUUAAUGCGAUUUAAUUCGCAUCGGAGUCGCAGUUUUAUGGGGAAUUUAUGCAAUCCUGCCUAUGAAAUAUUGCCAGUGAUUUAUCCUCCUGACGUCGGCAGCGAGGCAGCGAUUUAAGUAAAUUGAAAAAGGGCCCGGACGGGAUAGAAGGGAUAAUCCCGCCAAAUGGGAAGUGGGAAAUGGGAAGACGUAACAGAGUUCCGCCAAUGAGUCGGAUCAUUCGGAUGCACAUGCACACUAUCAGCCAUCAACUAUCAGCUUGGCAAUGACUAAGACAAACAAGGAACACCAGCAGCAAGGCACUAAAUGCAAUUUCAGCUACACUACGGCAAACAGGAUACACAGCCAGGACGCGAGGCAGCAGGCGAAAGACAAAGACCCGGGCAGAUUGCAAUCCAAGGGAAGACGGGUAAAUGGCCUCAGACACUGGGCGUUUGAGCAAUCCGCACCUAAUCCAUUAAUCAAAGAGCCUGCUCUGCCAGAUCCAGUUUGCUCACCUUUCAGGGGAAUUACAGAAGAGCUAGCAGCAGGGGAGCAGGUGACGGCCAUUCAAUUGCACGUUGGCGAGACAAUAAUUAGCAGCAAUGACAAAUAAUUUGAUGGCAAAUCCAACAAAAACAAACACGCGGGGAAACAGUGCCCAUAGACAACACAGAGAGAGUGUGCCCAGUAAUUAGCCCACGGCCGGGACUAAAAUCAUUUCCAUUUCGA
Drosophila serrata is the source of this 772-nucleotide messenger RNA. RefSeq lists its product as uncharacterized. The record is from RefSeq and is a predicted model, not a curated record. NCBI's taxonomy places the organism in Eukaryota, Metazoa, Arthropoda, Insecta, Diptera, Drosophilidae.